GCAAUAAGUCCUCCUAGCCUCUAAGUGCUGAACACGCUGGUUUCUUCUCUAUAAUCUUUUUUUUCUAAACAAGACGCGUUUUGAUGACGUAAGAACGCAACACGUGAGGUAGUGGGUAAUUAUCACAUAUAUUGGCAAUGGCAAAAAACAAGGGUAAGGGGCAAAAACAGAAGAAUGUUUUUCAUGUCGCAAAUAAUAAAUGUUUGAAAGCAAAGAACAAAGCCAAACCGGUGAAAACAAACCUGAAGAAGAUUAACGUUACUAAUGAGAAAGUGGCCACAGUAAACAAGGCUUUUACAGAAAUACAAGAGGAUGUUGCACAGCUAAAAAAGGAUUUACCAACAUCAAAGUUAAUCCUGGUUUCAAAACCUGUUCCUGAAACACCUGCAGAUAUAGAUGAUGCAGUGGACCUGAUUUCGCAAUUAUAAGUGUGACCAAGUUGUUUAUAAAACCACACAAUGUUUACAGUGUAAAUUUGUCUGUACAGGUUUAUUAAAAGAACAUUACAAA
Messenger RNA from Bombina bombina (fire-bellied toad), 510 nucleotides. RefSeq names its product ribosomal biogenesis factor (gene RBIS). Gene Ontology annotation, biological process: ribosome biogenesis. Lineage: Eukaryota; Metazoa; Chordata; Amphibia; Anura; Bombinatoridae. The transcript has 4 exons. Gene Ontology annotation, cellular component: nucleolus. Bases 138 to 428 code for a protein of 96 amino acids. The record is from RefSeq and is a predicted model, not a curated record.